Brassica oleracea var. oleracea is the source of this 2466-nucleotide messenger RNA. RefSeq lists its product as uncharacterized. The transcript is spliced from 3 exons. The record is from RefSeq and is a predicted model, not a curated record. The coding region runs from base 1 to 2466 and encodes 821 amino acids. Lineage: Eukaryota; Viridiplantae; Streptophyta; Magnoliopsida; Brassicales; Brassicaceae.
AUGCUGCCAGCGGACUGGAACUUCACCUACUUGUGUCUACUGCCUAAAGUUCAAGAACCUGAGACCAUGGGUGAUCUGCGUCCGAUAAGCCUAUGCUCUGUGCUGUAUAAGAUCAUUUCAAAAGUUAUGGUUAGGCGUUUACAACCCAUCCUCCCUGCGAUUGUCUCAGUCAAUCAGUCGGUUUUUGUAGCUGAGAGAUUGAUCACAAAAAAUAUUGGGAUUGCCCAUGAAGCUGUCCAUGCCCUGCAUGUUCAUCCGGAGAUCAAGAAUGAUAGUAUGGUGGUGAAAACUGACAUGUCGAAGGCUUAUGACAAGGUAGAAUGGAGUUAUUUAAGGAGAUUACUUGAAGCUUUAGGCUUUGAUGGUAGAUGGGUGAAGUUAGUGAUGACCUGUGUUGAAACAAUCUCUUUUGCAGUGCUGGUAAAUGACGAGCCGUAUGGUCGGAUCAGGCCGCAACGUGGUCUUCGGCAGGGAGAUCCCCUCUCUCUGUUCCUCUUUGUUUUAUGUACAGAGGGUCUUACGCAUCUUCUGAACAGAGCUGAAAGUCAGGGAUUGAUCAAUGGGUUGAAAUUUGCUGUGGCUGGCCCGUCGGUGCAUCACCUGUUGUUUGCCGACGACAGUCUCUUUUUGUGUCAAACGUCUGAAAACAAAGCUCGUUCCGUCAAAAACAUUCUUGCAGUUUAUGGUAGUGCCACAGGCCAAACCAUUAACUUGCAGAAAUCUGCAAUCUCUUUUGGUUCUCAAGUUGAUCCAACAACUAAAAGUUUGAUUCAAGGGGUGCUUAAUAUCUCAAACGAAGGAGGAACGAGUAAGUACUUGGGCCUACCAGAAUGCCUUAGUAGCUCUAAAAUAGAGUUGUUUGGUUAUCUCAAAGGGAAGGUGAAUGGAAGGUUGAAUGUGUGGUACUUGCGGAAGCUAUCGCAAGGGGGAAAAGAAGUUCUAUUAAAGUCUACAGCCUCGGCCUUACCUGUGUUCGCGAUGUCGGUUUUUAAACUCCCUAAAACGAUCUGCGCUAACAUCUCCAGUGUUAUGGCGAAUUUCUGGUGGGGCUCCGAUGCUCACAAGAGGAAAAUUCAUUGGAUAGCUUGGGAUAAGAUUUGUUUGCCCAAAAAAGUGGAGGCAUGGGCUUCAGAGACUUGGAAGCAUUUAACCAAGCACUUUUGGCAAAACAAGCGUGGAAGAUACUUUCCAAACUCUAGAUUUUUAAAUGCCAAACUAGGAGAAAGGCCAUCUUAUGCUUGGAGAAGUUUGUUAUUCGGUAGAGAACUUCUCAUUAAAGGCCUUCAGAAGAGAGUGGGAGAUUGGAAUUCCAUUAAUGUGUGGUCUGAUAAAUGGUUUGAGGAUGAGGAUGAUGGGUAUGGACCGCGUGCUCCGUGGAUUAAAAACUGUACGUUUAACAUCAAUCUUAGAGCGAGGGACUUGAUUGAUUUUCAAAACAGAAGGUGGAACCAGAGGGCAUUGGAGGAGGUCUUUUUGCCCUCGGAUAUUAAGAUUCUUUUGAAGAACCAACCUGUGACCACUUCAGAAGAUUUUUGGGUGUGGAAAUUUAACAAAUCAGGGGCUCAUACGGUUAAAUCAGGUUACUGGUUUGCGUCAAAGGAAAGGAGUAAGGAGCUUAGAGUGGUGGCUGAAGUUCUCCCGUCAAUCAAUACCCUCAAAGUUCAAAUUUGGAAAGUUUUUGCGGUUCCAAAGAUUAAGACAUUCCUUUGGAAAGCAUUAUCGGAAGCGCUCCCUGUUGCAGAUUUGUUAAUGGCAAGAGGACUCAAGUGUGAUGAUAGAUGUCAACUUUGUGCAUUUGAGGGUGAAUCAGUCAACCAUGUGAUGUUCAGUUGCCACUUAGGAAGACAAGUCUGGGUGUUAUCUAACAUCCCAUGUCCUCAGAAUGGAUUUCAUGUUCAAUCGGUGUAUCAAAAUGUGGCAUAUCUCCUGAAGUUGAGUAAGGAAGUAAAGGUUGAUGUUGAAGUUUCCCGGUGCUGGCUGUGGGUCUUGUGGUACUUGUGGAAGAACAUGAAUAGGCUCCUUUUUGAAGGCUGCGAUACAAUGGGUGCUGCGUGGGUUGUGAAGAAUAAUAGAGGCAUUGUUUUGGAACACAGUAGAAGGGCUUUUUCGGGUGUAAAAUCACGGAACGAGGCUAAGUUGCAGGUUUGGUUGUGGGUCCUUGAAAGUGUGCGGAGUAUGAGGAAGAGGAAGGUCAGGUUCGUCUCAACAUGUGGUGAUUUUGUUGAGGCAAUUGAAAGACCUCACUUGUGGCCUGCGCUUCAGUAUGAAGCUUCGGAGAUCAAGAAAGACCUGCAUGCUUUUGAAGCUUGGGAGUUAAGGAUUGGAUCAUGGGAGUCGGUUAGAAGUGUUUCUUUCAUCGCGCAAAGUGUUAAAAGCUUAGGACUUACUCAGUCUUAUGUGGCUGCGGGUCAUCCCCAUUGGUUGGAUCAUCUAUUUGCGAAUGAAAGACAUUCAUCUGGCGCUUAA